Neurospora crassa OR74A is the source of this 1602-nucleotide messenger RNA. RefSeq lists its product as hypothetical. The coding region runs from base 1 to 1602 and encodes 533 amino acids. The record is from RefSeq and is a predicted model, not a curated record. The transcript has a single exon. Lineage: Eukaryota; Fungi; Ascomycota; Sordariomycetes; Sordariales; Sordariaceae.
AUGUGUAUCCAAGAGUACAUUGCCUACCAGUGUGGGCACCGAACACCGGGUGUCGUUCGCCCGUGCCCCCUGACCACCGCAGGACACAACUUCCCCAUCUGCACCAUCCGGCCGUCAAAGCAACACCUGGCACAAACCAUGUGCGGCCCUUGCGAAAGACUCCUACACUCACGAUGGGUACUUAUUCGGGAGUGGGAGCAUCGCUGGCUCCAUGAGCGUGGAGUUUGCGGCUGUGAUGUGGUCUUCCCCGGCCUUCUGACCCGACCUCGCGUGAUUGGCAACGUCCUAGGUCCAGAGGAAGACUUCACUGAAGGGGCCCGAGACGACACAAUCGGACAUUGUGGAUCUGCUCCCACUCCCUAUGAUCCAACGGAGGUAGAGGAGGCACUACAACAAGGCAAUACAGGAACAGGAACUUACCACAUUCCGCCCAUAUUCACCGAGACCGCUACCGGCGAUCAGCAGCGUGUUGCCAUCCGCUUGCCCAGCUUGUACGCGGCCGAGUGGCUAGCUGAUCACCGCGCUCUCCACGACAGCGGAAGAUGCCAGUGUCCGGUCCGUUUUACGCCCUUUCAGCCUGACGUGGGAGAAUAUGACAUGAUCACCGGGGAACGGGAGUAUCUCCAGGAAUACCGCCAGACUGAGAGCCGCAAUAGGGCCAUAAACAAGGGUGAGGAGGAAAUUACUUUACGGAUGGCCCAGAUCAAUGAUACGUUUGGAACUUUUGAUCCUGCUGCUGCUGCGUCAUCACCCCCGGCCAAACCGAAACCUCCUCUUGUAUCUAAUUUACCUCCGACCGGCCCUCGUCAUACCAGAGCUCGCUCGCAUCACCGCCAGAGCCACUGCCUUCAUCAUCAGCAGGAGCAUUUUCAUCAAGGACAGGGACAUCACCACAGCCAGCCAAGGCAUGCCACUUCGGUGACUUUGGCGAACACCUCCGUGCCUUUCCCCCAGGGGCGGUCUUGUGAUCCGGCAGCACAGCACCAGCAGCGACCGGAGCUUUUCGGCCUGGCAGAUCAGCCAGGGCAGCUCUCUAUCCGUUCGUCGUCCCACGCCGUCGCCUCGGUCUACGGCAACCAUGAACAACACGUUUACGGACCACACACCUUCGUACCAAUGGGCAUUGUUUUCCCCGAUCAUUGUGACCACGAGCCCGAGACUCAGGAUGGACCGCAACAGCUUCAGCAACAUUGUCAGGAACUUCAUUCCCUAACCAGUCGUUCCUCUCCGCCACCGUGUCUUCCAUUCCCAUUUCCAUACUGCGGUCUGCCCGUCGGCUCCGGACCAGAGGGCAGUGAAGUACACAUGCCUAAUUGGGAGGAUUGUCAGUUGAGAAGAUGCAAGUCGAGCUUCCAAUCUGAAUCUGAACCUGGACCUGGACCUGAACCUCGUUCUAGAGCUGGGGUGGUUUCGAGCGAGGUUCAAGCUGAGACUAAUAAGGUUGGGACCGAUACUGAAACCAAUAACGGAAACGGAAACGGAACCGGCAUCGCGAAUGAUGCUGAAGGUGGUUGUGGGGCUCAAGUUGAUCACGCCGAGCAAUACCAGCAACACCGUACAAGUUUGGGAAGAGGACACCAGCGGAGCUCAUCGUACUCCUGA